This is a messenger RNA of Entrophospora sp. SA101, 136 nucleotides long. NCBI's taxonomy places the organism in Eukaryota, Fungi, Glomeromycota, Glomeromycetes, Entrophosporales, Entrophosporaceae. The record is from the annotation of a GenBank genome assembly.
AUGGAUCCUUCAUCUCCAACUAUUAAAAACUUUGAUGCAAUAUCAAGACUCCAAAUGAAAGAGCAAACAAUUGAUGAAAUUUAUGGUAUUCCUGAAAAUUUUCUUGAAAUUGAAGUGCGGAAUCCUCAAACGCAUG